Calliphora vicina (urban bluebottle blowfly) is the source of this 4954-nucleotide messenger RNA. RefSeq names its product RecQ4 helicase (gene RecQ4). The transcript has 8 exons. Gene Ontology annotation, molecular function: ATP binding; four-way junction helicase activity; 3'-5' DNA helicase activity. The record is from RefSeq and is a predicted model, not a curated record. Bases 56 to 4879 code for a protein of 1607 amino acids. Gene Ontology annotation, biological process: double-strand break repair via homologous recombination; DNA replication. Lineage: Eukaryota; Metazoa; Arthropoda; Insecta; Diptera; Calliphoridae. Gene Ontology annotation, cellular component: chromosome; nucleus; cytoplasm.
GAAUUAAACUUUUAUAUUUGUGUUUUAUUUCUAUUAUUUUAUUUAUAACUAAGCUAUGGACGAUCCAGUAUUUAAACAAAAGUAUCAAAAAUAUAAACUUCGUGUAAAACUAUGGGAAAAAGACUUCAAAAAGAAACAUGGCAGAGUACCGUCCAAAUACGAUAUACGAGAUGCUUCGCAGGAGAUAAGAGACUCCUAUAAAAUGUAUUACAAAUUGAAAACGUCUUUUUUGGAAGAUACUCUUAAUGAUGUCUUGUCCGAUGACGGUUUCGAUGUUUUUGAAAUGUCUCAAAGGGAUGGUGACAUGGAUGUUAGUCUAACAGAAAGCAUUAUUGGUGGACCACAGUUGCCCUUAGACAUAACAAACAUAGUAGAGCAACAACAUAAGUCGACUGAUUCCCAAGACAAUUGUAAUGCUUUCUCAAACAUACAAGAGUUACCAAACAGUUAUGCCUUGACAAACUUGGCAAACAAAAAUGAAAAUCACAUUUUAAAGGAAUUUGAGCCAGUCGAAAUAUUAUCGCUAAACGAAAAAGCCUGGGGGCCAAAAGUGACCAUGAAACCCGAAAUUGAAGAGAAAAAAGACCUGCCACGCAAAAGUCUUAAACCCAAUUUUAAAGAGAAAUUAUUUCAGAAUUCUUCAUUCUCCAAAAGGAAUCCCCGCAAAUCGUUAUCAAAAUCUGUCUUGGAUAAUUCUUCACGUGGUAGUCAAAAUAAUUUAAGCGAUAAUUUGAAUAAUAGCAACAGAGAAGUGUUACCAGAUUUAGAAACGAUUUUGCUACAAAAAGCCAAGGAGCAGCAAGCAGCUGCCAUGAUUGCGUCAAAUCCACUAUUAGCUGUGGAAAAGUCCAAGGAGAACAUUAAAACCCAAGUUGAUGAAGGAUGGCUGGAGCGAAAUGCUGCACAGAAUGGCAUCAAAAACAAAGUAACUCUAACGAAGAAAGUGGAGGAGAAUAAUAAUCAAAGCUCUUCCACUCCAAGUAGAAAGUCUGUCUACGGUCUGGCGAAUAUCGAUGUAUCUAAAUUCCAAGUAACUCCGAUGGACACAACUGUAAAAACACCAACCCCAACGCAUGAUGAUGCAACCACUAUCGAUGCAAACAUAAAUUUGGAAAUUGAUAAUCCUGAACCAUCACAUUUUCAAGAAAUGCCUUUGCAGCAGACCAAGAAAUCUCAUACGAAAACUUCUAAUAAAUCUCAAGAUUCCGAUUCGCACGAUUCUGUGGUAGACGAUAGCGAAGAAGAAAACGAACCUCAGGAAUAUCGUCAUAUAGUCAAAAGAAGAAGAGUGAUGGCAUCAACAUCACCCAAAACUGAGGAGAAAACAAACACUUAUCAAACUGACAGUGCCAAUGUGGAACAAGGUUUGGAAAGCACAGUUACACCAGAUCAUGAUGACAUGGAAAAAGAUUUCUCGGCCGACAGUGAAAAAGAUGAGGAUUAUGUACAGGAAAAACCUAUAGCAAAAAGAAAAAAAGCUGUAGCCAAAAGAAAAACUCUCGCUAAACCAAAGGCUUCUCCAAAAGGCAAGAAAACAAAAUCAUCUCCUAAAGAAAAUAUUGCCAAUAAAGCUCCUAAAGAGAAAAAACCUAAGGCAAACACCAGAGCUUCCAAACAGAAAGCGAUUAAAGAUGAAGAGUUGCCAGCUGAAGAAGAAUUGGAAGCCCGACCACUUAAUCCAGAAGAUCUUAAAUAUACUUUAGCGUUGGAAAGAGGUGACAUAACAUCGGUGCCACGCAUAAAACCAAAAGAUUUAGACAAGGCUGACAACAUAGCCCAAAUGUAUAUUAACACUGUAGCACCCAUGCCUGGCAUGGCCUCCAGACCAAUACCGGUAACAGCUGCUGAAGAAAAGAGAGCUGCCGCCAGACGUAAGUUAGAGGAAAAAAUUUCCACUGGUAAAUUGAAUGAAAAUUUCGUUACCAUCAACAUACAGAAGAAAACAUUUGUGCGAGGUAAAAAAUCUGUCAAUUAUUCCAAAUAUAAGAAAAAAAUAUGGAAACAUAAAAAACACAUUGCUGCGUUAUCCGGUCCCGAUAUGGAUAUGGGUGGUUGUGAUGGUGGCACUUUAAAAUGUUUCACUUGCGGUCAAGCUGGUCACUUUGCUCAGAAUUGUAAAGUAAAAGGAGAUUCUCUUUUGCCACUAACGGCUCAACUGGAGGAAGAUCCCUCACCGUUUCCAACGCUGGAGGAGGCCGAACGUAUGGCAAGCCAAUCUGCAGUGGCGGUUCAUAGUCGAAAUAUUGCUAAAAUGCCCCUGGCUGUUAAUGCUGCGAUAUACAAUCCAAUGGCACAGGAUGAUAGCGAUGAUGACGUUGAUAAUGAGAAUGAUGAUGAGGUUAAAGUCAGCACUGCAAACAGCGAUAUAGAAUGCAGUGGCGAUGACGAAAAUCGGCAUAAAGGCGACGAAGAAAUACUUAUGGAAACUGAUGAUGAAUUGGAAGACUUUGAUAUCGAAUCAGCAACUUUGGAAAGCCAAAAGAUAAUAUCGCCUAUUAAGAAAUAUGUGGGCUCUAAAAUACCGGAUGAAUUUCUAAAAUCGGCUGGCAUUGAUCCAAGUAAUCCAAACUCAAACAAUUCUAGUCAAUUCCCUGGCGUUGGUCCGUUGUAUGAUCUUAAUGCUGAUGGCAGUGUUAAAGAAGUAACGCCCGAAGUAUUAGAGGCCCUUAGAAUGUUUGGACAUACCGACUUCCGCAAGGGACAAGAUCGUGCUGUAAUGCGUAUAUUGUCGGGAAUGUCCACACUGGUGACGUUGUCCACUGGUAGUGGUAAAUCUUUGUGUUAUCAAUUGCCGGCUUACCUAUAUUCCAAGCAUAAGAAAUCCAUAACAUUGGUCAUCUCACCGUUGGUAUCCCUUAUGGAGGAUCAGGUAACGGGAGUGCCACAUUUUCUGCGCGCCCAUUGCUUGCACACCAAUCAGACUCCUCAGCAAAAGGUUAAAAUUAUGAAAAUGAUUGAAGACGGUGAAAUUGAUGUUUUGCUAGUGUCACCCGAAGCCGUAGUAGCAGGAGAACGUUCAACAGGCUUUGGUUCCAUAUUGAGACAAUUGCCACCGAUUGCUUUUGCCUGUAUAGACGAAGCUCAUUGUGUCUCGCAAUGGAGUCACAAUUUCCGUCCUAGUUAUUUGAUGAUUUGCAAAGUUCUCAAGCAGAAUUUGGGUGUGAAAUGUGUGUUGGGUUUAACUGCCACCGCCACUCUUCCCACCCGGUUGAGUAUCAUAAAUCAUUUGGGCAUAUUGGACGGCGAGAGUGGUAUAAUCAGUGAUAUACCUUUACCCGAUAAUUUAAUACUAUCCGUGUCAAAGGACGAGAAUCGUGAUUCUUCGCUGUUGCAAUUGCUAUUGAGCAAACGGUUUGAAGUCUGUCAAUCCAUUAUAAUCUACUGUACUCGGCGUGAUGAAUGUGAACGAAUAGCUGGGUAUUUACGUACUUGUUUGCUGGGCCAAAAAAAGCCCGAAUCAGAAAAUGUCAAAAAGAAACGUAAACGAGUCAAUUGGCACACAGAACCAUAUCAUGCUGGCAUGCCGGCUUCUAGAAGGCGCACCAUCCAGAAGGCAUUCAUGGGCAAUGAAUUGCGCAUAGUCGUUGCUACUAUAGCCUUUGGUAUGGGUAUCAACAAACCCGAUAUUCGUGCUGUCAUACAUUACAACAUGCCACGCAACUUUGAAAGCUAUGUACAAGAAGUGGGUCGUGCUGGUCGCGAUAACAAGAUCUCACAUUGUCAUCUCUUCUUGGAAGCCAACGGCGGUGAUAAAAAUGAGUUGAAGAGACAUAUAUAUGCCAAUUCCUUAGACCGUCAUGUUAUCCGGAAGUUACUGCAACAUAUCUUUGUGCCUUGCUCCUGUGAUAAAAACCUAAAAGAUGGGGUUCUGAAGUCUUCAGCUGGCGGAGACAAUGAGGUUACAACCAGAGUAGAAGUUGAUCCUUCAGAUUUUGGUGUUGAGGGGAACUCUAAGGCAAGAGCACAUAUAUGUCCGGGUCAUGAAAUUGGCUUUUCUAUUGAAAAAACAGUCGAAGCUUUAGACAUACCCGAGGAGAACAUAUCCACGCUAUUGUGCUACAUGGAAUUGGACAGCCGGUGGUGCAUAAAUGUUUUAAGCAAUGCCUACAUUAAAGCAAAAGUUAUAUCGUAUGGUGGACCAAAGUAUCUGAAACAUGCGGCCAAGGAAUGUCCUCCAUUGGCCAUGGCCAUUGCAAUGGAAAUUAAUAGUGGUUCGUUUAAGGAAGACGCAAAUAUUAUAGAAUUUUCUGUGAUUGAUGUAGCUGCGGCCAUCGGAUGGAAUAGUGGAGUCGUUAAGUAUCAAUUAAAAAACUUGGAAUGGGUACAAGUUAAUGGUUACUCCAAACGUUCACCAAUAACUGUCAACUUCUAUGAUUUGGGUUUCCGUAUUAAGGCUCCUGGUGAUUUUACUUCCGAGGAAAUUGAUGAUGCUCUGGAUACCCUCUAUAAUCGUUCCGUAAAGCAGGAACAGAAUCAACUAAUACAACUGCAAUAUGUUUUCCAAGGUUUAUCAUCUGUAGCUUACAAUUCCUAUGGACCCUGUUGUAACGAAACAUUUGGCCAUGAUCGUUCCGAUCAAUUAAAAGGCAUUAUACGUGAUUACUUCCGUAACGACUAUCCUAAAAACUUGAAAUUGGAAAUAGAUCCUUCAAAUAUUUCGGAUGCUGAAUUAGAAUCGGAUGUUAUAACCCUUAUAAAUAUGUAUCCUGAAAAUAAUUUUAGCGGUCGUAAUGUUGCCAGAAUCUUUCAUGGCAUUUCAAGUCCCAAUUAUCCAGCUGUGAUGUGGUAUCGUUGCAAAUUUUGGCGUGUUCAUUCGAAAACUGAUUUCAAUCGUAUUGUCCAAUUAGCCAAUAGUGUUAUUGUUAAACGACGCACUUAAAAUUCAGUAAAUUUGUUCAAUUAUAUCAUGUGUUAGUUAGUGUUGUCGAUUAUUUUAUUGUCUAAUAUUUGUGAA